UGUUUAGCACACUUGAGACAGCAGCUCUGGAAAGUAGUGAAAUUUGGUGCUUGGGUUAGUUUUUCAUUUAAAAGGUUCUCCGCUAAUGGAAAAACUUUUCGUAAAUGCUUUUUAAGAACGCUCCUUUCAAGAAAGUAUACAACGGCUUCUCCGUGGGCCUAGGCCUUGCCUUGUAUCUGAAAGAAUUUAACUUCACUGGUGAGCCGCCUUGGUAGCGCAACAAAAUCCUACUGUGCUACGAUUCCAUCUUUCUUGUCCAUUUUGUUGCAUUUGUCUGAAUUGGUACAUCUCCAGUCAUAUUCAAGAACAUAAACAUGAACAGCUUCAGCACUGCCGAUUUUGACUUCUCUUUGCUUGAUGAAGGCUUCUGUGCCAGAGAUAUUGUGGAACAAAAAAUAAAUGAGGUCUUCCUUUCGGAUGACAAAGAUGCCUUUUAUGUAGCGGACCUUGGUGACGUUCUUAAAAAGCACAUGCGAUGGACACGCGCCCUUCCUCGUGUGACUCCAUAUUAUGCUGUGAAAUGUAAUGACAGCAAAGCUGUAGUGAUGACCCUUGCUUCCCUGGGUGCAGGAUUUGAUUGUGCAAGCAAGAAUGAAAUUCAGCUGGUCCAGAGCAUUGGUGUUUCACCUGAGAGGAUCAUUUAUGCUAACCCUUGCAAACAAGUGUCUCAAAUUAAAUAUGCUGCUGCCCAUGGUGUCCAGAUGAUGACAUUUGAUAGUGAAGUUGAACUUGCGAAAGUUUCAAGAAGCCACAGUAAUGCAAAGUUGGUUCUUCGUAUUGCCACAGAUGACUCUAAAGCAGUGUGCCGUUUGAGUGUGAAAUUUGGUGCAACGCUUAAAUCCUCCAGAUCCUUACUUGAGCGUGCCAUGGAACUGGGUGUUGAUGUUAUUGGAGUAAGCUUCCAUGUUGGCAGUGGCUGUACUGAUCCUGAAACAUACACCCAGGCCAUUUCAGAUGCUCGUUGUGUCUUUGAUAUGGGAGUGGAACUUGGGUUCAACAUGAAUUUGUUGGAUAUUGGUGGUGGAUUCCCUGGCUCUGAAGAUGUUAAACUGAAGUUUGAAGAGGUUACUGCUGUCAUCAGCACUGCUCUUGACAAAUAUUUCCCUGUUGAGUCUGGUGUUCGGGUCAUUGCUGAGCCAGGAAGAUACUAUGUUGCAUCUGCUUAUAUGCUAGCAGUCAAUAUCAUUGCUAAAAAAGUUGUCUUCAGGGAGCAGACUGGUUCUGAUGAUGAGGAUGAUGGUGCUAAUGACAGAACUUUGAUGUACUAUGUUAACGAUGGUGUUUAUGGGUCAUUUAACUGCAUCCUGUAUGACCAUGCUAAUGUCAGACCUGUUCUCCACAAGAAACCUAAGCCUGAUGAGAAAUUCUACUCUUGUAGCAUCUGGGGACCAACUUGUGAUGGUCUGGAUCGCAUUGUUGAGCUCUGUGACAUGCCAGAUCUUCAGGUUGGAGACUGGAUGCUCUUUGAGAAUAUGGGAGCCUACACUGUUGCUGCAUCUUCCACCUUCAAUGGAUUCCAGAAGCCGGAUAUUCAUUAUGUGAUGUCAAGAACAUCCUGGCAACUGAUGCAGCAAAUCAAAGAGCAAGGGGGCAUUGCUAAAGUUGAGGAGACUGCUUCUAGCCCUGUGCCAAUCUCCUGCGCCUGGGAAAGUGGAGUAGAACGUCCUUCAACUUGCUCUUCAACUCGUAUUGUUUAACCUGCAGAAUCUGGCAUGGUUUUAGUCUGCCCUGAUACCUUUGGGAACUACUAGGGACCAUUAACUUUAAUGUUGCCUACCUUUUUUAUGUUUUAAGCCAGUUAAUAAAAUGCAACAGUUGAUAACUUGGGGGGGUCACAUUUUAUGCUGUUCCUAUGGAAACUUUUAAUUUGUAUUUUUUUUUUCUUUUACACAAUAAACAGACAAUGAGUCUUGCUUCAUUGAACACAUUUUAUGGCACAGCUACCUCUAGAACAGGUGCCAGGCAACCUUGUUUUAAACAAUUUACAUAUCAAACACACCUGUUUUUAUAGUAUAACACUAAUCCAUUUCACAAGGAAUGUAGUGUUAGUUUGAGUGUGUGACAAGAAACUUGUAAAUUCAGUACUAAACUGUUUCCUUACUCUACUAUGCGGUGGCUCAGUUCAGUGGAGUUCCUCGACACACUGUCUGGCUCGUUUUGGUGUUAUAACUACAGAGACCAUAACCUGAACUGUGUACUUGGCUAGUUGUGUGUGUUUUUUUUUUUUUAGGGUGUUGAACAGUGUUGCCUUCUGUAGGUUACUGUGCUGUUGCAAACAAUCCUUCCAUGUGCCUUCUAACAAUAUGCAGGCUAUUUCUGCAGAUCAACUAAUUACUGGCAAUGUGUACAUAGUUUUUCCUACUUGCCACAGUGGUGCCAACGUCUACAAUUUGGCUGUAGCAGCCAAUAUCUUUAUGGUUCUGCUAUGUCAAAGGAUGUAAUACCAUAUAUUAUUAAUAAAUGAUGGCUAUUCAA
Messenger RNA from Polyodon spathula (Mississippi paddlefish), 2475 nucleotides. Its product is annotated as ornithine decarboxylase-like. Lineage: Eukaryota; Metazoa; Chordata; Actinopteri; Acipenseriformes; Polyodontidae. The coding region runs from base 315 to 1697 and encodes 460 amino acids. Gene Ontology annotation, molecular function: ornithine decarboxylase activity. Gene Ontology annotation, cellular component: cytoplasm. The record is from RefSeq and is a predicted model, not a curated record. The transcript is spliced from 12 exons.